Messenger RNA from Micromonas pusilla CCMP1545, 924 nucleotides. RefSeq lists its product as uncharacterized. The record is from RefSeq and is a predicted model, not a curated record. The transcript has a single exon. Gene Ontology annotation, molecular function: zinc ion binding. NCBI's taxonomy places the organism in Eukaryota, Viridiplantae, Chlorophyta, Mamiellophyceae, Mamiellales, Mamiellaceae. The coding region runs from base 1 to 924 and encodes 307 amino acids.
AUGGCGACGCGCGCGCGCGAGGACGACGUCGACCACGCGGACGAGAAUCACGACGGCAAUGACGCCCGCGAUGCGCGCGGCGCGCGCGCGUCCACCUCCGGCGGAAGCGACUCCCUCCGCAGCGGCGCGACCGCGGCGGGCCUCGGGUUCAAGUGCGCAAAUUCGUCCGUCUCCUGGCCGAUCGAUGAGCUAUCCGUCUUCGACACCGCGAACAUCGCGGAGUGCCGCGUCUGCGGCGACGUCGACGCGACGGACCGCGGAGACGUGCGCGAGACGUGCGACUGCGGCGAUUUCACGGCGCACGUCCACCAAGGCUGCAUGGCGCGGUGGGUCGAGACCCAAGGGACGCGCUGCGCGUGCGGAAAAUCUUUCCAGAGCGUCGCUCGCGGUCUCAACGGCGGCGACGAGGGCAGCGUGCACAGUGCGCACGUGAGAGAGGUGAUCUUCGACGCGACGUCCAAGCGACGGAGGACGUCCGCGUUCGCGCCGCCCACCGCGGAGGACGAAGACGCGCGGCGCGCGCAUCUGCUCCUCACCGCCGCGUACCUGAGGCUCACGAUGGACGUCCCCAAGCCGGAGGACAUGCGCACGCUUCGAAAGCUCGCGCCGUUUUGCGACGGCCCGUGGAACGAGUUUUUGCGACGACGCGACGAGGGACGGCACCGCGGCGGCGGGCUGUGGAACAAGAUCAAGAAGAAGUUUGGGUUCGCCAACACGUCUCACGGCGGGUUAGACGACGACGCGCGCGUGGGCGACGGGCGGUGGUCGGCGCUCAACGGCGACGGCGAGGAGGGACAGCCGUGCGAGGUGUUCGUGCCGCUGUUCACCCGAGCGCCGAGCCGCGAGAGCAGCGGCGGAGGAGGCAUGAGCGUCCACGGAGGGACGCACUUCGCCGCGGGGGAGUUGGUGACGGGGGGAGGAUGA